AUGUCGCUCAAUCACGUCAGACAUGAGAAAUUCUUCAAUCGAUGUUUGAUUGCGCUUCCAGCACAAGCAGCUUCCGAGGAUUCAAACAAGCUUGCGAUAAUCUACUUUUGUUUACAUGGACUCAAAUUGUUGAAUAAAUUUAAUUUUCUGAAAGAAGAGUUGCGACAUUACGAAAACUACAUAUGGGACAAUUUUUACAUUGUGAAUGAUGAGUAUGCGACGUUUAGAGCGACUCUGUACUUUCAGCAUGCUGGUGAUAGAUAUGACUAUGGUAAUUUAACUGCGUGCUUGUUUGCCGUAUACAUAUUGAUGAUCCUAGAGUCAGACUUUAAGAAAAUGGAUUGGAAAAAGCUAUUGAAUUAUGUGAUUCGUUGCCAGAACAAGAACAAGAAUGAGAACGAAAAUAAUAGUGCUAAUAGUACCAAUACUUCAAGUAGGAACAGUAAUGUUGGAGGGUUUUCACAAUCGGUGAAUGAAGUUGGGUUUGGUGAGAUGGACUUGCGUCAGUGUUAUAUAGCCUUGAUUCUCCGCAAGUUGAUACUAGAUAGAAAAGGAGUUGAUAUCACAACAGAUAUAGACACGAACCUGCUAAAGUGCUUUAUCUUGAACCGGUUGGAUUACAAUGGUGGAUUUUGCCAUCAGAACUUGGACGAACCUCACCUUGGGUUCACUUUUUGUGCGGUGGCGUCUUUGAAAUUAUUAGACUACCCAGUAAAUGAGCUUGAAAAGACAAGGAAUUGGUUGCUACAUCGUCAAACACUGUUUCCAUUGAAUGGAAAACUGGGACUGGGCGCCUCAAAAGCUGGUUUUGAGUAUGACGAUGAUGAUGUUAAUGAUUAUGAAAAAGAUGAUAUAAAGGAGCUGGAGGAGGAGCUAGAGGAGGAGCUAGAGGAGGAGGACAAAUAUUUUCAUAACAUUGAUGUAGGUGGUUUCAAUGGAAGAAAUAACAAGAGAAGUGACACUUGCUAUUCGUGGUGGUGUACGGGAAGCUUGUUUUUGAUAAACAGGAGCAAUUUAACGCUAUUUGAUAGAGACGCAGCAGAAAAGUAUCUACUUGAAAACACUCAAAAUUCAAUGUUGGGUGGGUUUUCUAGUGUUCCCGAAUCAACACCUGAUCCCAUGCACACCUACCUUGCUUUGGCUAGUUUAUCCUUGUGGGAUCACAAGAGAUUUGAAUUGACUGAAAUCGAACCUUUACUCGUCAUCAGCAAAGAGGUUUAUGAACAUUAUCUAGUCUCAAGCACUGAAGAUUUAUAG
Molecule: messenger RNA, 1257 nt
Organism: Lodderomyces elongisporus
Lineage: Eukaryota; Fungi; Ascomycota; Pichiomycetes; Serinales; Debaryomycetaceae
Gene: CDC43
Product: protein geranylgeranyltransferase type I subunit
Exons: 1
Coding region: 1-1257 (418 amino acids)
Biological process (GO): protein geranylgeranylation
Cellular component (GO): CAAX-protein geranylgeranyltransferase complex
Molecular function (GO): CAAX-protein geranylgeranyltransferase activity
Source: RefSeq, a predicted model, not a curated record